AUGGGACACAAGCUCUUCCUCAUUCAAUAUGACUAACUGACAUUUGGGCUGCUCACGGUUUUAAACACAGCUCACUUGGCUCAGUGUCAGCUGACCUUACAAAACGUUAUUUAAAAUCCUGGAGGAGUCGUUCAUCCAGAGGAAAACAAGCAGCAGCUGAGAUGACACCUCUGAUGUUUAAAGAUGCUUUUUGGGGGUCGGAUCUGACCUGUCACGCUGGGUAUGACGCUGUGAUCCAGAGGUUACGAGAUGGAAGGCAAAUGUGCAAAGAUGUGGAGGAGCUUUUAAAGAUGAGGGCACUGGCAGAGGAGAGGUACGGGAAGGAGCUGGUGACCAUUGCUCGAAAAGCUGGAGGACACACGGAGAUUAGCACCUUGAGAGCGUCAUUCGACCAAUUAAGAACACAAAUGGAGACCAUCGGGCACUUCCGCAUGCAACUUUCUGAUAUAUUGAAAGAGGAGGUGAAAAAGGUCGAGACAUUCAGAGAACGUCAAAAAGAGCAGCGGAAGAAGGUUAUGGAAAAUUCAUGCUCCUUAACAACUGACUCAUUGUUUACUGAGUCUAAGUUUGAAAGCAUCAUGGACAAGGUUCAUAAGAAAAAGAUUUCCUUCUUCAAGAAGACCAUGGAGAGUCCUUGGCAAAACCCUGCAGUUCUUGCUUUCUGUUUCUCUUUCUGCCAGUCGAAGAGGAACUAUGAGCUGAGAAGCAAGGAGGCCGACGAGGCCGAACAGGGCGCUGAAAAAACUGCCGUCACAUCCAAAAACUCAGAAAAGAUACGUCACAGGGCCAAGCAAUGCAGACAGACAGCCAACGAAUCAGAGAAGCUGUACUUCAAAAACGUCAUGCAGCUGGAAAGUGUUCGCCAGGACUGGGAGGAAACACACCAAAGCACAUGUGAGGUGUUCCAGCAGAUGGAGGGAGAUCGGAUCGGCAUGCUCAGGUGUGCUCUGUGGGACCACUGCAACCACUUCUCCCUGCAGUGUGUCAAAGAUGAUGAGUUCUACGAGGAAGUGAGGAAGCUUCUGGAGCAGUGUGACAUCACGACGGACAACAACUGCUUCAUAGAGACGAAAGGAACGAGGUCGCAGCGUCCAGAACCCAUCGUGUUUGAGAGAUACUUUCCGACUGAGUCGCCCACACACAACAAUGGCCAAUCACUGAUCGCACGAGGAGGAGAGGACGUGAUGAGGAGAAACUCUUCACAUCGCGGGAGUUUUCCGAACAUCAACAUGGACAGUGCUCGAUCAUCACUGACAUCUGUUGUUGAGAUUUCAGAUGGAGGAUAUGCGCCUCUAACAGGCCUCCAGCAAGACACAUCACUGGCCACAUUUACAGCGGAUGAAGAGAGCUACUAUGUGCUUUAUGCAUACACUGCACAGGAGGAGGAUGAGCUGUCUGUGGGCAGAGGGGACGUGGUCCGAGUGUUGGAGCGAGGAGGAGAUGGUUGGUGGACAGUGGACAGGGACGGGCUGACUGGACUGGUGCCAGGGAACUACCUGGGCAAAAUCUGAACACACACACACACACACACACACACACACACACACACACACACACACACACACUAACACACACGCAUAAUGCCAAAUCACAUAUUGCCACACACCAACAUAUGCAUGUGCUUAAAAAAAGUCAUUGCUUCCUGUGUCACAUUUGCAUAACUACAUAGAUGAACAUGAACACAUAUUGUGCAUCACUAUAGAUUCACUCACAUACACAGUCCUUUGUCCAACGUCCUUGUUAAGUGUUGUUUACAAACGCAUCUGAAGUCUGAACUGAUUUAAAGUAUUAUGAAACUGUACUGAAAGCAUAAUUUAGCAUUCAUUACUGGUUGUUUAAACUUGAAAGAGGGACUUUUUUAUUUGUUAUUAACAGUGAAUCAAUCAUACCGCUGUAGCAACAUUUUUACAAUCCUAGCUCCUGUGUUAUAAAUGUAAACAGUCUGAGUCGCCUCCUUCCUAAAACUCCCUGUCGCUUGUGACUACAGCUGACAUGCACUGAACACUGACAUAUCGGGAGGGGCUUUAUAUGUGAAACUAAAUGUCAGAGUGAGAGCAUUUCUCCGGCCAGCUCCUUUGUAAAAACUCAGACUUAGGAAACAGUAGGAUUCACCGGCAGUUGGUGUGUUAGAUGUUUCAAAUUCAGAUGCAAAAAAUUAAAAAAUCAAAAGGAAUAUUAAAAAUGAUGGACAACGUUGAUUAUAUCUGUGUGUUACUUUAAGCCUGAAGUGAUUGUUUUUGUCAAACCAAGAGUUUAAAAUCCUACUGUGACUGAGAAAAGUGUCAAAUCAGCACCUUUGAGAAAAUGGGUGCAGCAAACAUUUGGAAUUGUUGAUUUAAAAGUAGAAGGAAAUGUUCAUAGAAUAUCUAAAUAGUUGACGGGUAAUUUUCUGUUGGUCGACUUAACAAUUAAUUUAUUAAAAGCCCAUUUACCCCUGCUACCUAGUCUAUAGGGUUUUUAUAUUGUGUUUUAUUUACAUUGUAUACAUUGGUUCAUUUUUUGUCGUGCACUGAUUGCUGGUUGUACAUCAAAUUGCCCUUGAAGGAUAAUAAAGAUUUUCUUUAAUGGACAA
Pleuronectes platessa (European plaice) is the source of this 2572-nucleotide messenger RNA. RefSeq names its product proline-serine-threonine phosphatase-interacting protein 1. The transcript is spliced from 15 exons. Gene Ontology annotation, biological process: actin filament polymerization. Gene Ontology annotation, cellular component: actin filament; cytoplasm; plasma membrane. The coding region runs from base 162 to 1511 and encodes 449 amino acids. The record is from RefSeq and is a predicted model, not a curated record. Gene Ontology annotation, molecular function: actin filament binding. Lineage: Eukaryota; Metazoa; Chordata; Actinopteri; Pleuronectiformes; Pleuronectidae.